Messenger RNA from Cornus florida, 1290 nucleotides. RefSeq lists its product as uncharacterized. Bases 255 to 800 code for a protein of 181 amino acids. Gene Ontology annotation, biological process: regulation of cilium movement. NCBI's taxonomy places the organism in Eukaryota, Viridiplantae, Streptophyta, Magnoliopsida, Cornales, Cornaceae. The record is from RefSeq and is a predicted model, not a curated record. The transcript is spliced from 6 exons.
CAAAACCAAAUCAAAUUGCACGAUUCAAUUUAAUUCAACCUCAAAGCGAAAUCGAAAAAUUAUAAACAAUUUGUUUAACUUUUAAAGGCAGAAACGAACCAUUUCAUCAAAACAAAAUAAAAUGGCAAAGUUCAGUUCAAUUUGACCCGAUUUACCAUAAUCCAGCUCGGCGCCUAUCUAAGGGUCACAGCCUCUGUCAAAUUAGCGAGCCGUGACAUGUAGCUUUGGCUGAGCGGAAGGAGCACUUGACUGAGAUGGUUGGGAUUCAGGUGAAGCAUGGCGGUGGCGGUGGCGGUGGCGACGGCGACCAGAAAGAGUUCUUGUACGAGUGCUCAAGCACCUCUACCAUCGAUGACAUCGCCAAAGACGUCACCGGAAUCGCCAACCUUCAAUCGGAGAUUCACCACCUCCUUCUCCGACUCCAACCUCGUCUAUCUGACUCUCUCCUUCGGGACCACAAAGUCCUACCUCUGAUGAGAGCUUUAUCAGAAGCCAAGUCCUACGCAUCCAAGGACCAGGUUCCCCAUAACAGGCCUUUAUCCUAUAAUGUUUUAAAAGAUCACAUACAAAGCAUAGAAAGGGAAUUCAGUGUAAAUUAUCAGGCACUGGAUUUUCAAGACUGCAGUUUGAGGCAACUCCUACCUGACUUGGAACUUCUUCAAGAGGAUAGAACCCAGCUUUGGUGGGCAGGAAAACAGCUCCUGAGGGGUAACCAAUUAUGUGAUUAUAUUGGGAAAAAUGAGAAGACAAAGAUCAUAGUCAGGUUGCAAUCACCUGUCUCACCUCCUGAAUGUAAUUAAGAGAUGGGUCUUAUUAACAAAAAGCAGUCUUGAAAAUGGAUUAUUUAAAAGAACAGUUACUACAUUCUCGAAUGAGUUCUUAUUCUAUUGCCGUAUAUGCCUGGCUAUCUGCACCUGCAAAUGAGUUCAAUAUUCCUGGAUUCCUUCAACAUCCGGAUUGCGUAGCUAGAUCUUCCUUGUUUCUUCUAUUUUUAUUAUUUUCCCCUUUGAUAGGAAGUGCAUCACAGGAAGAGAGUGGAUACAAUAUUUAAUUUGAUGCAAGUCAAGUAAAGCUGAGGUCCUUGCAUUUCAGAUUUUGUAGGGCUGCCAACUCUUCUUGAUAAGUAAAUGUACAAACUGAGAUGUUCCUAUCUGGAAAUUUUGCAACCACAUCUACGCUAUGGUUGUUUGGUUCCAGACUGGUUACUAGUGAUAGUUCAGUUGUCUUUGGAGUUUUUUUAUGUCUACCUGAAGUUAUAUAAAUGUAAAUAGAUUUUGAAUCUUUUUGCCA